Messenger RNA from Octopus bimaculoides (California two-spot octopus), 1202 nucleotides. RefSeq names its product cilia- and flagella-associated protein 54. Gene Ontology annotation, biological process: cilium assembly. The record is from RefSeq and is a predicted model, not a curated record. NCBI's taxonomy places the organism in Eukaryota, Metazoa, Mollusca, Cephalopoda, Octopoda, Octopodidae.
CUUAGGUUUCUAAGCAACACAUUCAACAACAAUUAAGUAUCGUCUGAAUCCCAUUUUGGUUGAAACUAACGUCUGGAACUAACCUUAACUCACUUACACGUAAUUACAGUCACGCCCAUACACAAACAUACAUACGUGCGUACACACACGCCUAUUUACUAAUAUAGAAAUAUGCACAGGCAUACACUUAUACUCACAUAAGAUUAAUAAUAAACUUCACACUAUUUAGAAUGGCUACUAACAUCAGACUGAAAGCGGCUAAAUUACUCAAUAGACAGUAUCCAAGCAGUUUUUAUGAUGCUGUGGGCUGCAAAAUCAACCCCGUUUUUACAGCUUUUAAGAAAGAAAAGGAAGAUUUUUUUUUUAUUUUCCGGACGAAGACGACUGAUGUACCUUCAGUAUAUGGCCGACCGUCAAUGACAUUAUUUGAAAUGUUAAAAAAGUACCAACCAUUACUUCCACAAGAGUACUUUUUAAAGCAGUUAUUGAAAAUUGGAAAUUUCCUCAGAGAUGAAGAAGAAUAUAUACUUGCAUUGUCUUGUUACAAUUUUUAUUUUCUGGAAUCGGAUAUCAAUAAGUGCAUUGUGCACUAUGAUUUAGAGAGAUAUAAGAAAUGCUUUUUUCCUGAAGGAUUACAAUCAAAUACAGCACUUCUAACAAUUCAGAUUUUAAUUGCAAAUUAUUUUUGCAAGUACCAAAUUGAAAAGAUGAACACUCAACAGUGUUGUCAGUCGGCUGAAGAAAGUGAAAAGAUUUUAUUAUCCUACCAGAUGUUGACGCAAGUUUUGUUACCCGAGAGCUCAUAUUGUUGGCUGCUUUACAACUGCAUUGUACUUAUGUACACUAUUUGUCAAGAUAUGAUUAUGGCUGGACACUCUGCAAAGGUUGUACAAUACUUAAUUUGGGUUUGUCUGUGUAUGGAGAACUCUCCCCUUCUCUGUGACAUUUCCUACUUGUCUUGGAGGAGCACAACAUACACGGCUGUAUGUCAGUGCUAUUAUGAAUGUAAAGCAGGAGAGCAUGCAGAAGCUUUUGCCAGAAGAGCAUUGUGCAAAAUAAAUGACUUGUGGCAUGUUGAGAAAAAGAAUGAUAAGCUAAAAUACAAUCACCACACAGCAAUUAUUCGAGAAUGUACUUUGAAGGUAUUCUUAAUGUUUCUUCUUUUCAUUUUUUCACAUUAAUUUUUAUAUAAUAGCAUUGAC